This is a messenger RNA of Suillus subalutaceus, 1324 nucleotides long. RefSeq lists its product as uncharacterized. Lineage: Eukaryota; Fungi; Basidiomycota; Agaricomycetes; Boletales; Suillaceae. The coding region runs from base 350 to 1237 and encodes 295 amino acids. Gene Ontology annotation, molecular function: oxidoreductase activity. The transcript is spliced from 3 exons. The record is from RefSeq and is a predicted model, not a curated record.
CAAUGUGCGCCAGUUAAACAUGGACGUGCUUCGAAGAGGAUCCAGAGAGGGAGGAAAAGAAAAUAGUCAUUGGCUGAUGUGGCUAGUGAGUAGUAUGUGUCCUUAUAAUGAAUAAAAUAACGUAGGAAUGGUCAUAUGAGCUAUGCAACUUGAUGUGGGAGUCGAAUUCAGAACAUAGGAAGAUCUGCACUGGCGCGUCAAGGCUCCUCAGUGCCACGUCAAGGCUCCUUAGUUUUACGCCGGUGCCGCAUCACAUACGCGUCACGCAGCGUCAAAUUAGCUACGCCCUAGAUAAAGCCAAGUGGCUUCCUCGGCCCUUGAAGACAUAUAAGUAGGAUAUGACUUGCUCAUGGUACCAAGGACACUUCCAUUCCGCCUUACAUUCAGUAUCAACGGAUUAACCAUGGCUUCUGACACCAUCGGCACCCUCAACUACUUCGUCGCUCCACUUGACGGCUCUCUGCCUUACCGCAAUAGAUUCAACGCAGAUAGCACCAUGGAAAAACCGGCCCGCAACUGGACCCAGGAGCCGCAUGAUAUGCAAAUCGAGGACGUGCGGGGGAAGGAGGAACUUUACAAGCUUGACAAUGCCGGAUUUCAGUAUGGACGAGAAGCAGCGAAGCAUACCAGCUUCUUGAAUGAUGAUGAGAUUGAGCGCGAAUACUACCCCGAGGGUAUCGACCUCAUCAAGAGGGUUACGGGAGCGACCAGCAUUGUCAUCUUCGAUCACCAUAUUCGUCGUCAUUGCCCAGGCGAGUCAGGCGAUAACCCACAGAAACUUCAACCAAUCUCCUCGGUUCAUGUGGACCAAACGACUGCGUCGUCCAUUGCUCGUGUUCAUACGCAUCUCCCGCCAACAGAAGCUCCUUCCCUCCUUCGCAGACGCUUCCAACUCAUAAACCUUUGGCGGCCUAUAUCGCAUGCAGCUGUAGACUGGCCGGUUGCACUAUGCGACUUCCGCAGUGUCGAUUUCGAGAAAGACUUGGUCCCUGUCGCUCUUAUAUACUCUGACCGUGAGAGUGAGACAUUUGCAGUCAAAUACAACCCAAACCAUCAGUGGAAAUACAUGAAGGCAAUGACCCCGGAAGAGUUUGUUCUUAUCAAAUGCUAUGACUCGAUACAAGAUGGUAGUGUUGCGAGGUUGACCCCUCAUACUGGGUUCCAAGACCCGAACACUCCAGAGGGAACGCCGCUUCGGGAAUCCGUCGAGCUGAGAGCUCUGGUAUUCUAUGAUUAGAAGACGUAUUGUCAAGUAGCGUUAAGAAUUGACGAAGAACUCGUACCGCGUUUCGUUGCUAUAUCUGUGUGUAUUUGUACUCUGCCG